Molecule: messenger RNA, 4317 nt
Organism: Oryzias melastigma (Indian medaka)
Lineage: Eukaryota; Metazoa; Chordata; Actinopteri; Beloniformes; Adrianichthyidae
Gene: arhgap10
Product: Rho GTPase activating protein 10
Exons: 23
Coding region: 823-3126 (767 amino acids)
Biological process (GO): signal transduction
Cellular component (GO): cytoplasm
Molecular function (GO): protein binding; GTPase activator activity
Source: RefSeq, a predicted model, not a curated record
AAGGAACUCAAUCUAGACUCUUAUGAUUAUACAUAAAUGACACACAUAUAUAAUAAAUCAAAAACAGGUUGUUUUUUUUUACGUUAAAAAAGUCAUCCAAAGGCACCAGCACUGUCAAGAAAAAAAAACGAUAACGUUCAAACAAAUACAUAUUAAAAUAUUUCAUUUCUUUUUGUUGUUAUUAUUAAAAUAUAUUCCCCCUUUUUGUUAAAAAAAGAAAAGAAAAUCAAAACAUGACUAAGUUAACUGUCUUUUCACAGGAUACACGAGUGUCUUGUUGAUUAUACUGUGCAAGAGGGAGGAGGCGGGAGUGGAUUGGAGUGAACCAUUUUGCGCAGCUAUGUACUCUUUGAUAAUAAGUUUUGCCCACAGUCGACGGCCUGACUACACGCAUACAGAUGUCAGCAGAGUUUCUCAAUCUGUCACAUUUCUAGGUGGAGUGUGUUCUGAGAAAAGGGAAAAUCUGGACACUUCUGUUGGGAUAUUUUUUUCUAUUCCUCCUCAUUUUUAUGAUUUUUUAAUGAACUUCCGAUGCAUCGUUUUAAAUUGCAGCGCAGAGUUAUUCUACGUCUGGUAUAUCUUUAAGUUUUUUUUUUUUUAGUUUUACUUGACAGCAGUGGAACAACACCCAUGCACUUGUGUCCAAAGUUACCAUGCUAAAUCCCGCUAGCCUCUUGCUACUUAACGUAGCUAUGCUUUGUGGAGUGCGGCGAAAAGAACUGUAACUUAGAAGGAACGCUGUGUUUGUUCGGGCGGAGAAGUUAGAAGUAUUUGUUAAAGUUCCUGCUAUCCGAAGGCGAAGCCGUACAUCUGUCAAAAGAGAUGGGACUACACCCGCUGGAAUUUAGUGAGUGCUAUCUGGACAGCCCGAGCUUCAGGGAGAAGAUCAAGGCGCAUGAAGCAGAGCUGGACAAAACCAACAGGUUUAUCAAAGAGCUGUACAAAGAUGGAAAGAACCUCAUUAAUGCGACAAAGCAGCUCGGCAUGGCACAGCGAAAGUUUGCCCAGUGCCUUGGAGAGUUUCAGUUUGAGUACAUCGGAGAUGCAAAGACAGAUGAUGAAAGAUGCAUCGAUGAGUCUGUGCAAGAGUUCUCUUCAUUUCUCAAAAACCUGGAGGAGCAAAGGGAGCUGAUGAUGAAAAACAUCACAGAAACCUUAAUGAAACCUCUGGAAAAGUUCAGAAAAGAUCAGCUUGGAGCAGUCAGGGCGGAGAGAAAAAAAUAUGAAAAGGAAACAGAGAAGUACUACAGCUCUCUGGAAAAGCUUCUGAACAUGUCGGCAAAGAAGAAAGAACCACAGCUCCAAGAGGCAGACAUCCAGGUGGAAACUAUGAGGCAGCACUUUCAGGAAGAGUCUCUCGACUACGUGUGCAAGUUGCAGGAGAUCCAAGAGCGGAAGAAGUUUGAAUGCGUGGAACCUAUGCUGGCCUUCUUCCAGACAGUCUUCACUUUUUACCACCAAGGCUACGAGCUCGCCAAGGACUUUGAAUAUUACAAAAGAGCACUACAGAUCAGUCUUCAGAAUACGAGGAGUCGAUUUGAGGGCGCACGGUCAGAGGUAUACGAGCUAAUGAAAAGGACCAAACAGGUGCCCCAGGAAUACAGACAGACCAGUUCCAUUAGUUGUGAAGGCUACCUUUAUGUACAGGAAAAGCGACCGCCUCCAUUCGGUUCAAGCUGGGUCAAACGUUACUGCACAUUUGUGAAAGAACAGAAGAUCUUACACAUGGUGACUUUUGACCACAGAUCAGGUGGAAAGAUUGGUGAGACAGAGUCGGUCACAUUGAAGUCCUGUCUACGUAAAACCACCGAGACCUUCGACAGGAGAUUCUGCUUAGAACUGGAUAUUACAGACCGGCCCGGGACGGUGUUUACAGUGCAGGCCCUGUCUGAAGAUGACUUCAAGUUUUGGAUGCAGGCCAUGGGUGGGAAGGAACCUAUUGGAUGCUAUCUCGGGAACACUCUCUCAAAAGAACGAGGAAUUGACGCCCAGUUGGAUGAUGUGGGGUUGAAUUUUGUGAAGAAUUCUAUCAGUGCGAUUGAAGGGAGAGGGAUUAACGACCAAGGCCUUUAUAGAGUUGGGGGAGUGAGCUCCAAAGUUCAGAAGCUUCUGUCAUUAAUGAUUGAUGAGAAGAGCAAUGAAGUGGAUCUUUCCGGCAGUGAUGACUGGGACAUUAAGACGAUAACAAGUGCACUGAAGCUUUAUUUGAGGAGCCUACCGGAGCCUCUGAUGACCUACGGACUUUAUAAGGAGUUCAUCAGUCCUGCAAAGGGAGACAGUCCCGAGUCUCGCAACCAAGCCGUCCACUGCUUGGUCCACAAGCUCCCAGAGAGAAAUCGACAAGUCCUCGGGCUGCUCAUGAAGCAUCUGGCCAAUGUGGCGGCGCACAGCAAGCAGAAUUUGAUGACGGUGGCCAACCUGGGUGUGGUGUUUGGUCCGACGCUGAUGAGGCCGCAGGAGGAGACCGUCGCUGCCAUCAUGGAUCUGAAGUUCCAGAAUAUUGUGGUUGAAAUCCUCAUCGAACACCAUGAAAAGAUUUUUACAGAUGCUCCAGAGUUAGAUUCUCCUGCCUCUGAUGCACCCAUAGCCUCUGCUCCCACAAGACAGUCCAAGAAAGUGAGUCGACAGAGCCGCCCCUUGGCUGUCUACAACCCUCAAGUCCUCGACAUUCAGAAUGCGGUGGGGAAUAGCUCCAACCUGGCGACAGAUGAGACAUCAAUGGGCAGCAACGAGUCGGUAUCGUCCCAGUCAUCGACGGCCUCGGCCUCAGAAGUUUCUACAGAGAGGACCGAGCACGCAACUCUUUGUGCCAGCCUCAGCUCAGGCAGCAGCUCCCGAUCCACUACAGCUGCAGCCUGUUCUUCUGCUCCUGAAGCUCCAAGCGAGAGUCCGCCUCCUGCCACCACAGCUGCAUCUGAAAAAGAGAAGGAGAAACCGGAGGAGAGUGUCACUGGCAGGAAAGCCAAGGCGGUGUACCCGUGUGAGGCAGAGCACGACUCGGAACUCUCCUUCCAGGCCGGUGCAAUAUUCAACGCUGUGAUCCAGUCAAGAGAGCCGGGGUGGCUGGAGGGGGAGCUGGAGGGAAAGAGGGGCCUCAUCCCCGAAAACUAUGUGGAGAUGCUGUAAAACCAAAAAAAUGGAAAUAUUUAUGGACACCUUUUCAGGUUCAUCAAGGAUCAUUUUUAAGAGUGUGUUUGCUCAGAAGCCACCGCCGUCCAUUAUUACUGAUGAACUGUUGUGAACACACAAAUAUAUGACUGACAAGUUUGUGCUGCACGCACAAACCACAUUUUUUUUUAUCCAAACAAAAAAAACUGUCCAAAGAUGCACGAUUGUAUUGCAGAACAGAGAUUUCACUGAAGAGUGGUGUGCUAUAUAUGUAUUGCUGCAACAGCCAAGUAAUGUCACAGUGAAACAGAGGAUGGUGUCUGAGCUCCUUCUCCUCUGCCCACUUAUACAUGGUAUCCAUGAGCUCAACCAGAGAUCCUCAGAAAUCCAAAGCAGAAAAUGUCACCGCCGUAACUUUUCAAGGCAGUCCGAGUGUGCCUUAAGCAUCAAAAUACACAUCACGCCGUGGAUAAGAAUGUCCAAUCAUCUUUGAAAGCCUUAUUGUUUUUUUUUGCUUUGCUAUUUUUUUAAGUUUGUUGAUUAUAGAGGCACAUUGAUGUUGUAAUUUUAUUGGCACAGUAUUUGCAUGAGAUUCCAAUUUUAGACACAUUUCUACUGUUUUUUUUUUUGGUGCAGAAACUCUGUGAAACUGACAAACUUGGAAGGACAAACAUAAGAACCACUGCUACAUUUAAAACCAAUUUGUUUGUUUGCUCCUAAUAAGGAUAAUAGAUCAAACACUUCAGUGACGCUGACCUAUGCUUUAGAAACCUGUGCUGUAUCUUCAAGCAUCACACCAUUUAUAUAUAUAUAUAUAUAUAUAUAUAUAUUUAUAAACAAACACCGGUUGAAUUCAUUUCCUAAUUUCGAGUUACAACCAAGUUCAUUUCCUUUAGGGUUUUAAAUUUUGUGGUUUCAAUUGGUUUUAACAUGUUUGCACAGUGUUGCAUGUCAGGCCUUGUUUGCAAAGCAAAAACAUUCAUUUCUCAGAGCGUUUUGCUUCACACAUUGUGUUUUAAAUUGUGGUUACAGUAACUUAAGGAGACAAUUCAAGAUGCUCCAACGGGGCCUCAAGUUUUCCUCGCUUUUGUCUUUUUUUUUUAAAACCUUUGGAGAUCCUGAUCAAUGUCAAAUAAAGAUUUAUUUUCUGUUAUUUUAUUAUGCAUUCUUGCCACAAAAUAAAUGUUCUAAAAUGAACCUUUUCUUUAA